This is a messenger RNA of Closterium sp. NIES-67, 1999 nucleotides long. Lineage: Eukaryota; Viridiplantae; Streptophyta; Zygnematophyceae; Desmidiales; Closteriaceae. The record is from the annotation of a GenBank genome assembly.
CUCACACGUAAGCCCUAAUUUAUUGAGUUGAGCCCGACCGAGUCUUGUGCUUUGUUGCAUUCUGUAGGAGCAGCUGGAAGGAGCCGCUUUGCGAUUUGUUUCCGUAUUGGUGUUUCGGGAAUUCGCGAAGCUCGAGGAUCUGCAAGGAAGAUAGGGUCUGCUACGCGUAACGCAGCUAAACCAAGAAAACGAGUUCGUUUGGAAGAGCAUCGUCGCCUGUUGUCGCCGCCAGUCGCCACCGCCGCCUGUCAUGGGAUCGACUGACGUACGUGUAGCGGCAAACGCGAUCAGUAAGGAAGCGCAAGGGUAUGGCAAGGAUCAACAGAUGCCCGCAGGCUAUCCUGAUUGGGCAGCGGCAUUUCAGGCGUACUACGGCCAGGCGGGCCAGCCACCGCCCGGCUACUACCCGGCAGCGACCGCCGCACCCCAGCACCAUCCCUACAUGUGGGGGCAGCACAUGAUGACCCCCUACGGGCAGCCUCCCCCCUAUGGCGCGCCAAUGUACCCCCCUGCUGCCAUGUACCCGGGCGCGCAGCCUUAUAUGGGGUACGGCAUGCCAUCAGCCACUGCAGCAUCGAUGGAUGCUUCAUCAGUAUGCCAUGGCGCCGGGCAUGCAGCCAGCAGCAAUGCACGCGGAUCAGAGGGAGGGGGGAGGGGCGGCAGCAGCAGGAGUCGGGGGGGGGCAGGGGCAGGGGGAGGGGUAGGGGGGGAAGAUGGAGGGGGGCCGAAAGUUGGGGAAGGGGGGCCUAUGGGUGCAGCAGCAGGGGGAGGGGGAGGGGGAGGGGGGGGAGGGGUGGGGCUGGGUGGUGGGAUGACGUCAGAGGGAUCGAAGCUACAGUCGGGGAAUGGCGUGUUUUCCACCAGCGGAGGGGAGGAUGAUUCGGAAGACGACGAUGAGGGCACAGACCAUAAUGAGGAAGGGGGAGGCUCUGGCGGAAAGGGAGGGGAAGCAGGAGAAAUGGGGGGAAUGGUGCCUCUAGACUACUGGUCCGCGCAAGCACAGGCACAGGCACAGGCACAGGCACAGGCGCAGGCACAGAUGCACCAAGCGGCAGCAGCAGCAGCAGCAGCAGCAGGGCAGAUGGUCCCAGGGGGGGCAGGAGCAGGGAUGCCAGGCGGGGUGGGGGGUGGCGGUGGUGGGGGGGGAGGGAAGAAGCGGCCUGCUGUGGCAGCAGGAGGAGGAGGAGGGAUGGGGCUGGCUUCUGACCUCUGGGUUCACUCUGACGAUCGGGAGGUGAAGAAGCAGCGCAGAAAGCAGUCCAACAGAGAGUCUGCUAGGCGCUCACGAUUGCGCAAGCAGGCGGAGUGUGAGGACCUGAUGGGGCGGGUGCGUGCGCUGACGGAUGAGAACCAGACCAUCCGAGUGGAACUGCAGCGCAUGCAGGAGGAGUGCCACAAGAUGGCGCAGCAGAAUGCGUUUCUGCAGGAGCGGCUCAACGGCAAGAAAGCAGCAGCCAACGGCCCAUCGUCUGCCCCCCACGCUGCCACUCCCCUCCCUCUGCCACCCUCGGGACUCCCUCCCCACUCGCUGCCGCCACACAUGCCUCCAGAUGCAACCGCAGCCGUCGAUCCCUCUGGAGCUGCGAUUCCAUUGGCCGGCGGCCCCAGUGCUGAUGUCAAUGGUGCAAUGGUGCAUGUAGAUCAGCAGCAUCAUCAGCAGCAGCAGCUGCAGGAGGGAGGGGCAGGGGGAGGGGCGCUGGCGGGUGGCACUGGUGACGGUGUAGGAGUGGCAGGGGUGGAUGGACUAGGCAUCUCAGGGGUUACUGUUGGUGCAGUGGCAGCAGGGCGGUUAGGGCAGGGGACAGAAAAGAUCAGUGCUCUGACUGCUGCGUCAUGAGGAGUGGUGGGUAGGUGCGUUUGACAGCUUAGAGAGUGAAGGGAAGAAUACAAUUUUGUUGCUGAUAGUGGGUAUAGUUUUUUAAGUGUAAGGGGUAUUUUUCACAUCUGUUUCUGCUACAGAUUUACAAUUUUACAACCUGAAUAUAUCACGUGGAUCGAC